AUGGCACCCAAAGGAAAAGGUGUCCAAUCUUUGCCGAAAGCUCGUAAGAAAGUGUCUGUCAAAAAGGUCAAAAAAGCGCCACAAGUGGGUACCAAAGUUGAAGUCAGAGAUACCACGGAGGCUAUCGAGAAGGCCGAGAACGAGAAAAAUAAUGACGAGGAAGUCCCUGACAUUGAUUGGACAGAUACUUUGACCUGGUCCCUCGUCAGCGCCGUGACAUCUGAUGACACCAUCCGAAAGGGCUUGUACCCUGAACCAGGUGCAAAUGUGUCAACUAAAAAUGGAGGAGGUGCAAAGAAAACAGAACACCACUGGGCACUCUGUAAGGUUCUGUUUGAUGGCCACAAGGAGUAUGGCAGUGCAUUCGAAAUCGUACUCAGCAACCCAAAAGAAAAAGCCUUGCGACAAGCAUGGGUGCGAAAGAUCAAAAACCGAAUGCAGACGUAUGUCGUCGUUUGUUUAGAACGAAAAACACUCACAUAUGUCAAGGAGAUGGGGACAACAGGAGCUGGCAUUGAGCAUGAGGAAGAUAUCGACAUGAGUCAGGUGAACAGCUUUACUACAAGAUGGGGUAAUGUCACAACCCAAUAA
Suillus fuscotomentosus is the source of this 591-nucleotide messenger RNA. RefSeq lists its product as uncharacterized. The record is from RefSeq and is a predicted model, not a curated record. NCBI's taxonomy places the organism in Eukaryota, Fungi, Basidiomycota, Agaricomycetes, Boletales, Suillaceae. The transcript is spliced from 3 exons. Bases 1 to 591 code for a protein of 196 amino acids.